AUUCUCAUGUAUUUUACCUACAGAUGCAGACACUGUUCUAUAACAACUACAGCGUUGGUGACACAGCAUUCACCGGAGACCUGCAGAGAUUGGAGGUCCACAAUGCCAUCACUAUGCAUCCCGUCAAACGGACACCGUACCUCUACCGUCUCCACAACUACCUCCAGUCUGUCAAGAUCAACGAUCUGCACAUGAAGAUCACUUCACAGUAUCGAGAGAUCCAGGAACUCAAGGAACUCCUUCACGAAGACGGUGAGGAAUCAGUCACAGUCCUUGAUCAGGACGCCCGGCGCUACGGGAUGCCUAUAAGUCUGAAUCAGUACAUCCCGGACAGCCACAGAGAUGUCAUUCCCUGGAAUUAUUUCUCGCGGUACGUCUACCACUGUCGCCAUGAUAGUCCACGUAUGGGUCUCACCCAGUCAGUCAGGACUGCCCUCAAAGACAUCGUGAUGCAGGUCAUGAAGUUGAUCAAUUCCAAUUCGCAAAAAGUUGGCAGGACAAUAGAGUACAAAGAAAUCCUGUACGGUUACUCUCGUGUCACGCCGAAUCGCGGAGCAGAUUACAUCUUAGAUUUGUUAUUGAUUUACAAGAAGCAUAGAGGAACGAGUCGCACGCUGUCUGUUCGAAGGCAUGCCUAUCUUCAUCAGUCAUUUGACAGAAUAGAGUUCAAGGAGGAGGAGGAUGGUUAUGCAAGUAAUGUACCUGCAACAGGUGGAUUCCAGAGCUCACUAAGUAUCUUUGGUCAUAAGACAAACUCAGAUCCGUCAUCACAACUUGGUCGAAGCCCAGAGAGGAUAAAGGCCACUAUACACUUCAUCAUGCCUCUAUCUGGUAGGCUAGAAAUAUUCCAGCGCUUUAUGAAGAACUAUGAGCGUGUGUGCUUAAAAACAAAUGAAAAUACAAAACUGCUAGUUAUACUCUUUAAGAAAGCAAUAGACGAUCCUUCUGCAGAUAUCAUUAGGACUGUGAUGGAUUACCAGAAAGUGUAUCCUGGUAAGGAAAUGAAGGUUAUACAGGCGCAGGGAGAUUUCAGUCGAGGUUUAGCCCUGGAGCUUGGAGCCGGGCAGUACGGACCGGAUGCUCUCAUGUUCUUUGUAGAUGUAGACAUGUACUUAUCGCAGGGAUUCCUCAACCGCUGUCGCAUGAACACCGACCGUCGAAAAUCCGUCUACUUCCCCGUGGUCUUCAGUCAGUACAGCCCGGACAUCGUGUUCGGCUCGGAGGCACGCCAAGGUAGCCAGCUUGUCAUCAACAAUGAUGCGGGUUACUUCCGUCACUUUGGCUUCGGUCUGGUGUGCCUGUACCACGGCGAUAUGAACGAUGUUGGCGGGAUGAACAACGCCAUCGUUGGAUGGGGGAUGGAGGAUGUGGACCUUUACGAGAAAUUUGUGCAAAGCAACAUGACAAUAUUCCGUGGACCCGACACGGGACUGGUCCACAUAUACCACCCUGUUAUAUGUGACCCUCGAUUAGAGGCGAAGCAAUACCAAAUGUGCAUAGGCUCCAGAGCGAGCACGUACGGGAGCAAUAUACAGCUCGCCAGAAUCUUACAAGAAAUGUCGCAGAAUAAAAAAGGAGGGAAGAAAGCGGAUAGUCAUGAAGAUGAAGAUUACGAUGGAAGGUAGCAUUGACUGUAAGCAUAUAGCUAUUGUAAAGCUUUGCCAUGGUGAUUUGCCUCAAAGAUGAAUUAGUUAUAUACCUGGGUAGUAGAGAGUAGAUGUAGAACUCAUGUGGACUGUCAAUACUCUGUCGUAAGUGCAAGGCUCCAAGCCAUAAGUACAGAAAGCAAAAUAGGCCUACAUGCCAGAUAGUAUCCCAUGAGCUAGACAUGGCAUAACACAAGUCUAGGACAUAUGAGUUGGUAACUCAUCGCAUUGAUUUAAAUUAACCCUAGAUUAAACUUGUCCCACAUUUUUAUGGAGUGCCAAAUGCCAUCUCAUUUACCAAGUGCAUGUUGUCCACAAUAUCCACAAUAUUUCAGUGAAAGAAUCCAUACCAAUGAAUUUUUUUGAUGAAAUGAUCAAUUUUAACAAUAAUAAUGAGUACAGAUCAACCUUUCAUAGGGUGAAUAAUUUCUCAAGUCAAGGAAUUUUUUCAGACCAGAAAAUGGAAAUAGUUUUUAUAUCUUCUAAGUCAAAAUUUUCCAUAAAGUCUUUAACAGAUUUCUGUGGUCAAAAGAAGAUUUGACUCUGACAGAUUCACCUGUAGCCGUAAAAUAAUGAAUUUAAAUGAAUUCUUUGGAAAACAAUCUUUGUGAUGAUCGAUUAGGAGAAUGAAACGUAUCCUUCCAUAAGUAGAGGUGUGGAUUAAGAUCCCUUGUUUCAUCUGGUCUAAAAGCCACCGCACACUUUGCGACUGGUUGCAAUCCGAUUUUGGAACAAAUCGCAUUUUGCUCAUUUUCUGUAAAAUGUGAAUGGAACAUAUCAUUUUAUUUGAGGUUAAAAUUGAUUGAAAGAAUACAAAUAUAACCAUUUUGAAAGAUUGCAAGCCUUUAUUUUGGAGUAAAGGCCAAAUUAAAGAUCAUUUCUUAUGCCUAUUCAAACUUUAUUCAUUUGUAUUCCAUCAAGGAGGCCGAAUCACCAUGGCAAAGCUGUUUAAAGUAUAUAUUUAUUAUUAUUGAUGCUAUUAUGCCCAAAGUUAACUUUCAAAAAGACAAUCAUUCCUCUUGUUUGAAAGUAGAGUUCAAAAUGUGAGAGGAAAAUGCAACUCUGUGGUGCGGGGGAAAGUACCAAAUUCAUGUGUGUGUGUCUUUUAAUGAUUUAUCUCUUUUAUGUUGAAGGGGGCCUCCACCCUAAUUAUACCAAGUUGGUUUUGAAAGAAGCGGACAAAUGAGGUGAAAUGACAAGGAAAAUUUUUGAGAAUCUGGAUUCUGCAUAAAUUCUUUUUAAAAAAGUGUAAGCCUUCAAUCCAACAAAUACAUUAUCGCAAAAUUGUGAUGUACUUGAAACUUCCUUCCCAAUUUUUUUGUGACAACCUUAAUGUUAAUA
Molecule: messenger RNA, 2987 nt
Organism: Lytechinus variegatus (green sea urchin)
Lineage: Eukaryota; Metazoa; Echinodermata; Echinoidea; Temnopleuroida; Toxopneustidae
Product: chondroitin sulfate synthase 1-like
Exons: 1
Coding region: 24-1625 (533 amino acids)
Cellular component (GO): Golgi cisterna membrane
Molecular function (GO): glucuronosyl-N-acetylgalactosaminyl-proteoglycan 4-beta-N-acetylgalactosaminyltransferase activity
Source: RefSeq, a predicted model, not a curated record